Carassius auratus (goldfish) is the source of this 1782-nucleotide messenger RNA. RefSeq lists its product as uncharacterized. Gene Ontology annotation, biological process: DNA integration. The coding region runs from base 157 to 1719 and encodes 520 amino acids. The record is from RefSeq and is a predicted model, not a curated record. Gene Ontology annotation, molecular function: nucleic acid binding. Lineage: Eukaryota; Metazoa; Chordata; Actinopteri; Cypriniformes; Cyprinidae. The transcript has a single exon.
CCAACCUCACAAAACCCUGCUGAUGUUGCUACUAGACCAGUACUUGCGUGUCGCCUAACUGAAACAAAUUGGCUCACUGGUCCACCAUUUCUGCAACAUUCAGCAUCCAUCCCCGUGAAAGAGGCUCCCUAUAGUCUCAUUGAUCCAGAUACAGACAUGGAGGUGCGAACGCAUGCCACAACCUGUUUAAACCCUAAUCCUGGUCUCGGUUCUCACCGCUUCGAAAGAUUUUCUUCUUGGAAGUCUUUAAAAAGAGCCAUAGCUUCAAUUGUUCACAUUGCAUUGUCAUUCAAAAACAAUGAAAAGACAUGCCACGGCUGGCACCGUUGUGAGAGUUCAUUCACACCCGAUAUACUAACUCAAGCUGAAAAUGUCAUCAUCAGAUGCGUACAAAGAGAGGCUUACAAAGUAGAAAUUGCGUGUCUGGAGAAUGAAAAGGCCAUUCCCAAACAAAGUUCCUUCAAGAGGCUGAACCCAGUCCUGGAAGACGGACUUCUAAGAAUUGGAGGCAGACUAGAACAGUCCAUCCUCCUCAGCAGCGAGAAACACCCUCUCAUCAUUCCCGGCCAUAAAUACAUAGCAACCCUAAUAAAUCAUUAUCAUGAGAAAGUAAAUCAUCAAGGUCGAAUAUUCACAGAUGGAGCAAUCCGUACUGGAGGAUUCUGGAUAGUCGGAGCAAAGAGACGCAUCAAUGGCAUUCUUAACAAGUGCAUCACUUGCCGCAAACAAAGAGGUAAAACAGCUGAACAGAAAAUGGCAGACCUCCCACCUGACCGCAUCAGCAUGGAGCCACCCUUUACUAACGUCGGCUUAGACGUGUUCGGCCCUUGGAACGUGUCAGCACGCCGUACCCGUGGAGGUCAUGCUUUUAUUAAAAGAUGGGCAGUGAUUUUCACAUGUUUAUCUGUGCGUGCCAUCCAUAUUGAACUGAUAGAGUCAAUGGACACGUCAAGCUUCAUUAAUGCACUUCGCCGGUUCUUCGCCAUUCGAGGCCCGGCAAAGAUCAUACGAUCUGACUGUGGUACUAAUUUCACGGGAGCAUGCAAAGAGCUGAACAUUCUUGCGGUCUCUACCAAAGAUACAAGCAUGACAAAAUACCUUAGUGAAGAAGGUUGCAAGUGGAUCUUUAACCCGCCUCAUUCAUCCCACAUGGGAGGAGCAUGGGAGAGGAUGAUCGGACUUGCAAGACGGAUUUUAGACUCCAUGCUUCCUCAAAUCAGCUCCUCACAUCUGACUCACAAAAUGUUGUCAACUCUAAUGGCUGAAGUGUGUGCUAUUGUCAAUGCAAGACCUCUCGUAUCCAUUUCUACCGAUCCUGAAUCGCCACUUCUCCUCACUCCAGCAAUGAUCCUCUCCCAAAAGGUGUGCACUCAAUCCACACCCCUUGGACCAUUUGAAGGCGCUGAUCUGUAUCGGAAACAGUGGAAAAGAGUGCAGUAUCUUGCCAGCUUAUUUUGGGAAAGGUGGAGACGAGAAUAUAUUGCAUCCCUUCAGCCCCGUAAGAAAUGGCAAGACAACAAGCCUAAUAUCAAGGAAGGAGACCUGGUUCUUCUGAAAGAUAAUCAGGUUAAAAGGAAUGAAUGGCCAAUGGCUUUGGUCACCAAAGCUAUCGUUGACUCGGAUGGCAAAGUCAGGAAACUGGAACUGAAAGUCACUAAGAAUGGAACUGCUAAAACUUUUUUACGACCUAUUACAGAGGUUAUUUUGCUUAUGUCUUAAAUUAUCAUGUGAAUACAGACAUUAAGAGUGGUUUUAUACUUAAUACCAGACGGGGAGUAUUAU